Messenger RNA from Megalops cyprinoides (Indo-Pacific tarpon), 1322 nucleotides. It is a transcript of the gene pla2g12a, whose product is annotated as phospholipase A2, group XIIA. Gene Ontology annotation, biological process: lipid catabolic process; phospholipid metabolic process; arachidonate secretion. Gene Ontology annotation, molecular function: A2-type glycerophospholipase activity; calcium ion binding. The record is from RefSeq and is a predicted model, not a curated record. Gene Ontology annotation, cellular component: extracellular region. The transcript has 4 exons. NCBI's taxonomy places the organism in Eukaryota, Metazoa, Chordata, Actinopteri, Elopiformes, Megalopidae. The coding region runs from base 201 to 782 and encodes 193 amino acids.
GUAACUGUGUGUACACAUGAGUGUACAUGAGUGGUGACUCACUUUACAGUUGAAUGGAUUAAAGUGAGUUCGAUGAAAUAUAAAAAGAGAGACUAUGCACAAUUAGUUAAAUAGAAGGUUCCGUCAAAUUCUGCCGUCAUAUGCUUUAGUGAAGUUUCAAAUUGGUAGGUUUAGCCAACUAAGGCAGCAUCAGGUGGACUAUGCACUACUUUUUCAUCUCCAUUUUCAUCGUACUGUUUUCCUUUGGAUUUGUGAGUCGUGUGUGCUCUUGCAAGCAGGACCGCGAGCACGAAACUCCGGAUUGGCGCAUGACUUUGAAAACUAUCCGGAACGGGAUUCAUAAAAUAGACACAUAUCUCAACGCGGCGCUUGAUUUAUUUGGAGGAGAAGAUGGAUUGUGUCAUUAUAAAUGCAACGACGGUUAUAAGCCAGUGCCUCGCCAUGGCUACAGACCACCCCCCCCUAAUGGAUGUGGAUCGCCCAUGUUUGGAUUUCAAUUCGACAUUGGCAUUCCAUCUAUGACCAAGUGCUGCAACCAGCACGAUCGCUGCUAUGAUACCUGCGGCAACGACAAGCACGACUGUGAUGAGCAGUUCCAGGUCUGCCUGGAGACCAUCUGCAGGAACGUACAGAGGACUCUGGGCCUGUCCCAGAGUGUCCAAGCCUGUGAGUCAGCUGUGAGCCUGCUGUUUGAUGCUGUCAUGCACCUGGGCUGUAAACCAUAUCUGGACAGCCAGAGGGCCUCCUGCAUGUGCAGGUACCAGGAGAAGCUGGAACUGUGAUACCGUGCGGCCGCAUUUUCACGGCCACCCCUGGAGCAGAUCCUGUAGAGCACCCUCCUUCCAGUGAUUUUUAGAGUUUAUUUCUACUGUUGUUUUCAAGUGCUGCUUUUAGAUUUAUCCCCUCUCAAGUUUUUUUUCUAGCUGACUGCAAUCCAAGGUGAGCUGACCUAGUCUAAGAUCAGAUCUAAUUAGGGUUAAUGAAAUAUACAAUGUGUCAACCUUUCAAAUAAUGUGCCUUGCUAUAACUGAUUUAAAGGGAUUUAAGUGCACUGUACACUGUACACAUAUUGUACACUGUAAAUAUUGCCGGAAACAACAGUAUCUUGGCUGAAACUGUUUUCAUAAUUGAGUAUGUUUGUUUAAUUAACUAAGUGUAAUUAAGCCACAUUAAAUGUUCUGUGUUAUAUUAUUUGUUUUCAUCUUUACAAUAUUGUGCAUUGUGUGUUUUGUGUGAAAAGCUGACCAGAUAUGAAAAAUGAGUGUCUGUGUUUUUUCUCUGGUUUUGAUUACUGAUGUUGAUUUAUGCUGUUGAACUGUACU